This is a messenger RNA of Xylaria bambusicola, 2197 nucleotides long. RefSeq names its product Argonaute siRNA chaperone complex subunit Arb1-domain-containing protein. NCBI's taxonomy places the organism in Eukaryota, Fungi, Ascomycota, Sordariomycetes, Xylariales, Xylariaceae. Gene Ontology annotation, biological process: regulatory ncRNA-mediated gene silencing. The record is from RefSeq and is a predicted model, not a curated record. Gene Ontology annotation, cellular component: ARC complex. Bases 487 to 2031 code for a protein of 514 amino acids. The transcript is spliced from 6 exons.
CUGCUCUGAUUCGUAUCCUAUCCUCUGAAAGAAGCCGUGUGAGGCGACUUACCCACUACGCAAGUACUUGCGUUGAGGUAUGCUUGUACCUGCCUGCUUUAUGUAGAUAUGUGUCUACGUUACACAGACACACUUAUUCAUACUACCAUCGACGUCUUCGAUUGCUGCUGCCGCAGUAUCACAAGGGACAACAUGAAGCGGGCCGAUUUUCCAGAAGAGACAGCUCUGUUUGCCAUCCGCUUGUCUAUUGUUUGUCCUGUGCUUCGCUUUUCCCCUCCUCUUGCCGUGACUGCCUUCUUCCCUUCAGCCCUCUCGAAGGCAACCGGCAGAUACGGUAACAUCUCGACCUAUCUAAUUCUAUUGCCAACCUCCUCCUAGCCUUGUAUCUUCUGUUCUUGCUACGUCAGCACUGAAUUAACUAUUUGAUAUAGCAAGAGGUGCAGGUAACUUCUGUUGAGAUUCCGGCUCCAACCAGACAGAUCCACCAUGGCUGAGUCACUUACUGGCCUCUCUCUCAAGCAUCUAGAGGAGUCGGUAACGACCACACCGAUGGCCGCACUGCCCCGAAGACUUGAAGCAAAAGACAAUAUGCCUGUACCUUGUGGGGUCGAAGAUGGCGCCAAUAAGGCCAAUAGUGAGGCCCGUGACUCGACCGGUGAAGAUGUUCCGGAUCUCCACGAAGCUCAUAUGGAUGACCCUGCUGUUGCUGACGCGGUGGUAAGCGUUGGUGAGCAAGUUACAGCGACAAAGAAGAAAAAGAAGUCGAAGAGAAUCCCGAAGAGUCGCAAGAACAUCACUGGCUUCGAAGAGUAUUAUGCCGAUGCCCCGAUGACGCCUUUGCAGGCGGCUGAGAAGAAGAAGCUUUACGAUCCUAUGCGACCGUUUUCCGAACGUAUCGAAGAAUGCAUCCAGCGGUUUCGAGCACGCCGACGUCUAGACUCGCAGCGUAUGACUCUGUUCAACAAGUACCUCUUUCUAGGGGGUAUCGAUACCUCACAACGCCAAUUUACUGGCAUGGCCCUGGAUAGAGAGGCUAUGGUUGAAGCAGAUAGUGAGCAGAUCCGUACUAUGACUGCUGUCGAUUUUGUCGGUGGCCAAGGUAAUCGUUUCUACGACCCCAGUAGAUCUGAAGAUUGGGAAGUCGAUUUCGAAGCAGUGGUCGAAGGAUACCUCUCUCGAACCAUCCCCGACUGGUGCAUGUAUGACCCAAAAAUCAUUCAGACAGCUGCAGACGUAGUCAAGAAUUUCUUGAACUAUGUUCUCAUGCAGGACGUGUGUCCUGAAUAUACGGCCAACAUUGUAGCUGCUAGACAUGUAUGCGAUAUCGCGCCGAUCGAAUUUCGCUACAUACACGAACUGACCUUUGAACUGCCUGGUCACUUCAACUGCGCUGCUCGAUCGUUAUUCUGUGAGGGCCAAAUCAACCAUCUCGACCGUGAGGAGAAUUCCGAGGCUUUCGUUCAGUUCAAGCUCACCACCCUGGUUUGGUCGUCGAGCGACAAAGCGAAGCUUGUUAAGCAGAAAAUCCUCAACACUGCUGAUCCAACUACAAUAAAGGUUAUAUCUACGGCCAGCAAGACCUACCAGGUUCUUGAAAUGGCUCGGCCCCUCCAGAAGGAUAAGAAGAUGGUAGAGAAGAAACUUGCAGAGUUGGAAGCCAAAAGCAAGGUCAAGCCCGCUGGUAUCAUCUCUGUUGCACCAGCUAUCAUUGCGCAUGGGUGGGGGAACAUGCCGCGCCCGGAAGAGGUUGAUUUCAGUAAUGCCGAAACAGAGGAGUUCUUUCUCGAGGACGAGCUAUUGGGAAAAUUUGAGAUUGGGAUGAAGAUCGCCAUGACGGUUUGUGAACUCAAUAUUGGUCUUCGCUUCAUCAAGGAAGUACACGAUCUACGCGUCUCAUUCGACACCUUCUUGCCUCAAUACCUCAUGGCAAACUGGAAAGAACCCAUCCCAAAUACGCGCCCACCCCCUUCAAUUCAUGAUCCAAAUGCCGAGGAGAAGGCCAUGGGCGCAGAAAUGCACGUCGACGAGUAAAUCAGACCGGUUGCCCGAUGGCUGGUCUCCAAACUCAGGUGUUCAGACGUGGUUGAUCACCGUAAGUAAUAACACAAGAUGGGAUCCGCGACCAGGUAGACUGAUGUAGGAUAUUCGAUGAGAAAGGAGGACGAAGAAGGAAAAGAGAGAAUUGGGGUGUGGGACU